AGGCACACCUGCUCCAGCUGCUGGACCAGCUCGAGGGCAUCGGGGAGCGGCAGCGCUCCGUCGCGAGCCUGCUGGAGGAUAAUUUCGCGGCGUUGCUGCCAGAGUUCGUGUAUCUGGAUCCUGUUUGGUUUCGCGCCUUUCCCGCCAGGUUUGCGGGCAGAUGGAGCCCUGGGGCUCGGGCGACGCCACUGGCCGGGUCGAGCCCGACGAGGAGCGCGACCCGACGAUCUACAGGGCCGCCGGCUGUCUGGAGCUCCAGGUUCCCGAAGGGCACCGCGUGCUCAUGAAGACGGAGGGGGUCUUCUCGGACUUUUGCGAGCUGGUCGCGCAGGACGUGACCUUCAAGCCACCGCCUCCGAAUGUCUACGAGCUGAGGCUAAAGGACAAGCUCGUGCGUCUCAUCGAAUUUGAGAUUCCUGGUGUUCUGCGCAAGGACAUCGUCUUCAAGAAGGGCAACCGUGGCUACACGGUGAACCUCGUGAGGGCCAAGGACGCGUCUUUGGUUGGCUACGGCGUCGCGCCCAAGUUUCCGGCGCCGAGAAACCCUGUCGGAGAGUUCUCUUUCGACCUGUUCUUCGAGGACGGCGUGUGGGAGCUGGACGGCGGGAGAGAAGCCGUCUGCCACGACAACGGGGUAUUGCGCAUCCGGCUGAAGCAGGACCUGCAGGGCGAGGUCUUCUCGCUGGACGACCUGUGAGGUGCGCUGUUCGACAGCCUCUUCGAGUUCGUGGCGUAGCUGCUUGCUCAGGUCUCUGAGCGCUAGUAUGUAGUAUACCUCUGCACGAAUUCUCCUCCUCCUCCUCCUCCUCCUCCUCCCCUUCCUCCUCCUCUUUCUUCUGCCCCCUCCGCCCCUCCUCCUUUGACUAAUUAGCCCUGCGGCACUCUGGUUUCGUGCAUCGGCCGCGCAGAGUAACGCGCACGCUGAGCGGAGAAACAUGGCCAUGCAGGGGACCGCAUGUGAAACGUGAAUGCGUGGUGAG
Molecule: messenger RNA, 980 nt
Organism: Prorocentrum cordatum
Lineage: Eukaryota; Dinophyceae; Prorocentrales; Prorocentraceae
Source: the annotation of a GenBank genome assembly